This is a messenger RNA of Thermothielavioides terrestris NRRL 8126, 1584 nucleotides long. RefSeq lists its product as uncharacterized. Lineage: Eukaryota; Fungi; Ascomycota; Sordariomycetes; Sordariales; Chaetomiaceae. Gene Ontology annotation, molecular function: iron ion binding; monooxygenase activity; oxidoreductase activity, acting on paired donors, with incorporation or reduction of molecular oxygen. The transcript is spliced from 2 exons. Bases 1 to 1584 code for a protein of 527 amino acids. The record is from RefSeq and is a predicted model, not a curated record.
AUGGCUGUCGGGCUGACUGAAGAUCGGCGCGUCGCCUCCGGGCAACUGGGGUCCGCCGGCACUGUUCUGGUGCUGCUGCUAGCCUACCCCAUCCUCCGGGCCGUGUACAACCUUUAUUUCCACCCGCUGGCCAAGAUCCCCGGCCCGCGCUCCUGGGCGGCCACCCGGCUGCCGUUCAUCCGGGCGCUGCUCGGCGGCACCAUCGUGCACGACAUCCAGAAGCUGCACCGCCGCUACGGGCCGGUCCUGCGCAUCGCCCCCGACGAGGUCACGUUUGCGAAUGCCGAGGCAUGGAACGACAUCUUCCAGCCGCGGCCGGGCUGCCCGCAGUUCCUGAAGGACCCGACCUGGUGGAAGCCGCAGCCGGGCGUGCCGCAGUCGCUGGUCAACGCCAUCGACCCGGAGAACCACGCGCGGAUGCGCAAGCUGCUGACGCCGGGCUUCACCCCGCGGGCGCUGCGGGGCCAGGAGCCGUUCCUGCACCGCUACGUCGACCUGCUGGUUGACCGGCUGCGCGAGACGGUGCUGGCCGAGGCCGCGGCCGGGAAGGAGGCCGAGGUCGACAUCGGGCCGUGGUUCAAUUUCGCGGCGUUCGACAUCUUCGGCGACCUGGGCUUCGGCGAGUCGUUCGACUGCCUGCAGAACUCGCGCUACCACCCGUGGAUCGCGCUGCUCUUCAACAGCGUCAAGGCGGCCUCGUUCGUCGCCGCCGCCCGCUACUACCCCUGGAUCGAGUACGCGCUCAAGAAGUGCAUCCCGCCGUCGCUGCGCAAGAUGCGGCGCGACCACUACCAGCAGAUCGCCGACAAGGUGCAGCGCCGCCUCAACUACGAGCUCGACCGGCCCGACAUCAUGUCGCACGUCAUCAAGCAGGGCAGCCCCGCCGAGGGCGACCGCGACAAGAUGUCGCUGGGCGAGAUGAACGCGACCUUCAUGGUGCUGACGACGGCGGGCAGCGAGACGACGGCCACCGCGCUGAGCGGGACCAUGAACUACCUGGUGCAGCACCCGGACGCGCUGGCCAGGCUGGCGCGGGAGGUGCGCGAGCGCUUCCCGACGGGGCCGGGCGAGAUCACGCUCGACGCGCUGCGCGACCUGCCCUACCUCAACGCCGUCCUGACCGAAGGGCUCCGGCUGUGCACGCCGAUCCCGUGGAUGCUGCCGCGGCGGGUGCCCCCCGGCGGCGCCACCGUGGGCGGCGUCUGGCUGCCCGGCAACACGGCCGUGUCGAUCCAGGCGUACGCCCUGAACCGCGAGGCCCGCUACUUCCACCGGCCAGACUCGUUCCUGCCGGAGCGGUGGCUACCCGCGGCCGCGGCGGACCCGGAGUCGCCCUUCUUCGGCGACCAGCGGGACGCGCUGCACCCCUUCAGCCUCGGCCCGCGGUCCUGCCUGGGCCAGCACCUGGCGUGGGCCGAGAUGCGGCUGAUCUUGGCGAAGCUGCUGUGGACCUUCGAUUUCAGCGCGCCGCAGGACCGCGCCAAGUGGCUGAAGUGGGAGGAUCUGAGGACCUUUGCGCUGGUCGAGAAGCGGCCGAUCGUGGUGAGGAUGAGGCUCAGGCCGGAGGCGGCGGCACUGCAGUGA